Messenger RNA from Plasmodium inui San Antonio 1, 1050 nucleotides. Its product is annotated as ribonucleoside-diphosphate reductase small chain. Lineage: Eukaryota; Apicomplexa; Aconoidasida; Haemosporida; Plasmodiidae. The transcript has a single exon. The coding region runs from base 1 to 1050 and encodes 349 amino acids. Gene Ontology annotation, molecular function: oxidoreductase activity. The record is from RefSeq and is a predicted model, not a curated record. Gene Ontology annotation, biological process: deoxyribonucleotide biosynthetic process.
AUGGCGGACGUGCUGAACAUUUCGAAAAUCCCGAUUUUUUCAAAAAAGGAAAGAGAAUUUAGCGAUUUGCAGAAAAGCAAAGAGGCCAAUGAGAAGAUCCUGAGCAAAGAGACAGACCGAUUCACACUGUACCCCAUUCUGUACCCAGACGUUUGGGAUUUCUACAAAAAAGCGGAGGCAUCCUUCUGGACAGCUGAGGAAAUUGACUUGUCUAGCGAUUUAAAAGAUUUCGAAAAGUUAAAUGAAAAUGAAAAACAUUUCAUAAAACAUGUAUUGGCCUUCUUUGCAGCCAGUGAUGGAAUUGUGUUGGAAAAUCUAGCCAGCAAAUUUUUACGCCAAGUGCAAAUUACGGAGGCUAAGAAGUUUUACUCCUUCCAGAUAGCUGUUGAGAAUAUCCACUCGGAGACGUAUAGCUUGUUGAUUGACAAUUACAUAAAGGACGAGAAGGAGAGGAUGAAUCUGUUUCACGCCAUAGAGAACAUCCCCGCUGUGAAGAAUAAAGCGUUGUGGGCAGCCAAGUGGAUAAACGAUACAAACUCGUUUGCGGAAAGGAUAGUAGCCAAUGCGUGUGUGGAGGGUAUCCUAUUUAGUGGAAGUUUCUGUGCCAUCUUUUGGUUUAAGAAGCAGAACAAAUUGCAUGGACUCACGUUCAGUAAUGAGCUAAUUAGUCGAGAUGAAGGGCUGCACACCGAUUUUAACUGCCUGAUUUAUAGCCUCCUGGAAAAUAAGCUGCCGGAGGAGGUGGUCCAAAAUAUUGUCAAAGAGGCCGUAGAGGUGGAGCGGUCUUUUAUUUGCGAAUCAUUGCCUUGUGAUCUGAUUGGAAUGAACUCAAGACUAAUGUCGCAGUACAUUGAAUUCGUGGCGGACAGGCUGCUGGAAUGCCUGGGAUCGCCAAAAAUCUUCCACGCAAAGAAUCCCUUCAACUGGAUGGAUCUCAUAUCUCUGCAGGGGAAGACCAACUUUUUCGAGAAGCGGGUGGCCGAUUAUCAGAAAUCGGGAGUCAUGGCACAGAGAAAGGACCAGGUGUUUUGCCUCAACAGCGACUUCUGA